UACUUCUAUACUCUCAGUAUGACACAGGAAGAAACAAAUUGUGGCGAACCCAGAAAAGUGGAGCCGGGGGAACAUUUGGCCCCAAAAGACGAACUUUGAAUGAAUGAAAUAGUACCGCAUAUACAGCUGAAGCACCGCUCCAGGUUCACCGACGAACCGGGUCCCAGACUCCCAGAGUCACCAGCGACGUUUUCCGGCUCCGACGAAGUUGAGGCACGCUCUAGGUUCACCGGCGAAUCGGGUCCCAGACUCCCAGAGUCACCAGCGACGUUUUCCGGCUCCGACGAAGUUGAGGCACGCUCCAGGUUCACCGGCAAAUCGGGUCCCAGACUCCCAGAGUCACCAGCGACGUUUCCGGCUGCCGGCGAACUGGCGGAGAGACCGCUCGACGGAGGAAAUUCCGGUGGAAGGUUUCGCUGCUAAUUUUACAUAUCAAAUUACUAUUUAGUACCUAAACUUUCUACAAAAAUACAAACAAGUUCAGCAUUAUGUAUGAAAUUUUAUAAUUUGAUACUUCAAUUUUUUUUGUUUUACAUUUAGUACCUAAAUCAAUAAACAUUUACAAACAGGUCCAAAGUGAUGGAUACCCAUAUCUAGGGAUGGCAACAAAAUCCGAACCCACGGGUACCCAUCCGACCCAACCCGGUCUACGCGGGUAAAACCCGUGUUGACGGGUUUUGGGCCGGGUUCGGGUUUAAACCCGCUACACUAUUCACCGGGUCGGGUUGGGUUUGGGUUUAGGUAAACCCGGCCCAUGGGUACCCACUCACACACAUAUAAUUACUUUCCCGGUAUAUUUAAUAUUCUAAAUAAUAUAUCUUCCUUAAACAACUAAUAUUCUUUAUGUUUGUGGAGACAUGUAUAAUUUGUUCUUUCUAAUUGUUUAGAAUGAAGUUGAUAUUAUGAA
Molecule: messenger RNA, 907 nt
Organism: Linum trigynum
Lineage: Eukaryota; Viridiplantae; Streptophyta; Magnoliopsida; Malpighiales; Linaceae
Source: the annotation of a GenBank genome assembly